AGCCUCUUCGUAUUUGUGACUUUUCGCUUCUAACAUCGUGUUGUAGAAGAAAGAAGAUGGAAGAACUCUAUGACUAUACUCGGCAUAGACAUUGUAUUAGUAUGGAUUUGGGCCAUGACUUCAUCACCUCUGAAGCGAUAAAUAUUAAUGGACUUACAAGAACUAUUGGAAGAUUUCAAUUCAAAUACCGUACCUCAAUUUUAUAUGACACAACCACCAGAAAUGUCAUUGCCAGAGGAAACGAGGCCGAUGAAGCGAAUGAGGAUCCGAAAGGGUUUCAGCAAGGCGUUAUUUAUGUACGCAACAUUUUUAGCGAGCUCGUCAAAAUUUAUUCAAAAUCCGAGCAAAAAUCUCUCGAUAAUACGGCCCAAUACGCGGUCUUUUACGAGGCAGCUGUAGACCUGUUACAAGAACUACUUGAUGAUUAUAAGCAAGAGUUAAAUAGUUUAAAUAUGGAUUUUUAUUAUACUUUGGUUCUUCCAACCAAUUGGGAUUAUAAAACAAGAGAAGGCUUGUUCCAGCCUCUAUUCGUAAAAGCUGGUCUUAUCCAUAAAAAUGAUGGUCAGGGCAGGUUGGUGUUUUUUUCAGUGUUAGAGUUAAACUUUCAGAACAUACAGAUAGAUAGACCAUUCCGUAAGGGCGUAGAAUUAAAGCAUGGUGAUCAGUACGUUAUGUGUACAGUAGAUUAUCAAGGUAUAUCUUCUGUGGAUUUGCAAUUGGUAUCAGCUCAAUAUCCUGCAUUCAUAUCAGCAGAAAGAAAAUGGGCACCACAAUUAUUAAAACAAGUUCAUAUUGAAAUGCCCUAUGGAUCAGAUCAAUUACGAUUGUCACUAAUAGCAUGUUUAAAAAAGCAUUGUGGUACUACGUUAUCAUCAGAAUUUAUCGACGAAAUGCUUUUAAUUAUCAGUGAAGGCUUCAAUUUUUUUAAAAGUAUACAAAUCUCGUUUCAGAUUGUUUUAUCCAGAAGGCCGUUUGAACACUUAGAAUAUCGCGAGUUUGAGAGGUACGGAUUAAACAGAAGAGAAAUCGAUGCUAUGAAAUCAGUCACUAUGGAGGACAUAUUUAAACAUUUUUCUGUACCUGCUGAAAAAGUCUUUGAAAAUGAAUCAAGUAAAUUUCUAGCGGGCACGAGCAUCAUAAAAAUUAAGUCGAUAUUCAUCUUUUACACAACUCGAGCCAAUAGCAUUUCUAAAGCAUUAUGGUUAACCCCAUUACUUGAAAAGUGGACAAAACAGUAUAAAGACGAACUAAAUUUUUUUCCCAAAUUAAUCGGAUAUCGUAGAUGUUCCGUAUUCUGUGAUAUUGACGAUUCUGCCCGGGAAGUAAUAAUUAAACAGCUUGUAGCAAAUCAAAUGAAAGAAUUUAACAAGCGCAGAAACCCAGUCAUACUACCAAAGGAAACAACAAUUCAACAACCUAAUAGUUGGUUGAAGCCUAUUAGUUUCAUCAAUAUAGACAUAUCGCUUACACAAAUUAAGACUACUUUAACAUACCUAGAUAAAGAUAGACAGGUUGAACAGAUGCAAAGUAUUGAAUGCAAUAUGCAACCAUUGAUUAGUUUCAUCAAGAAAUCAGAAUUAUAUCAAAGACCGAUACUACAGAUACCAAAUAGACUGAAGACAUGUCUAAAAAAGAUUUUUGGUGACCAUCUUAAAUUAUACUCAAGUUACAAAAUAAGUGUGAAAAAAAGAACACUAGUGAACCAAGUAUCCAAAUUACUUGGCCGAGCAUCCCGAAAAAUACAGAGGAGAAGAAUUUUAAGCAAUUAUGAAUGGAUAAAAUCACGCAGAAAUCGACAAAAGGAAAUCAGGAGAUUAUUUCUUUCUGCACAGCCAAACCUAUUUAAUCAGCUUACGGCAAACCUUAAAGUGGAAGAUCUUUUUGUGUCAAAAGCUAAAUUUUGGGGUUCGGAUAGCGAGUCAUUUACUACCUGUCAUCCAGGUUAUAUAUUAUUUUUUUUGAUCACAUAUCUGCAUUGCCUCAACAAGAAAAUAGAGGAAGCACUAAAAAUUAAUUUAGGAAAUAAUUGGCAAGCCAAUAACACUUGGUAUGGCGUCUCUAUUGAUAAAAACUUACUGGAUAAUGUAUUCAGUUCAAUAAAAAACUUGGAACAAUUAUUCUUUGCAAGUGGAAUACUCGGGAAGGACGACGAACUCCGAAAAGUCAAAUUCUGCACUCGUGGAGAAGAAAUUCUACCAGCUAUUCAACACAAGUAUCAAUAUUUGGACUUUAGGUUGAAAUCAUACUUUAUUGUUGCACAGAUAUAUUCGAAGCAUAUCCAACUCAGUUUGCAUCAAGUGGUUAAACUGGCAUUACCCGGAGAAGAUCCAGCGUCCAUCAUUAUCCAAGACAAAAUAAUUUACAUUGAACAUGUAUAUGAUACGCUUUGUAAGAAUUUUAUGAAAUUUAUACAAGCCAACUGCCAAGUUAAUCAUUGCGCCACACAUACAAAUAAGGAACGUAUACAAUAUGAUUUUCAGUCAUUUGGGACAUAUAGCAAUAUUUAUCGAAAUAUGAGACCAUGCAUUGUUGAGCUGCUGAAUAUCAACCCGAACUGCAAUUGCAGUAUUAGCAUAUUUCUUCGUGAUAUUAUUGAAUUAGGCCUUAUUCCAGUGAUAGAAAGUAUAACAACAGAUAUAGUGGCUUCUUUGACUGACAAAACGUUAUUCGGAAACUAUGUGCCGAAUUAUAUUUUUGUGUUUGGAGAUCCGUUCAAUCUGAGACAGGGUUCAAAGAUCCACAUCUCAUACACCAUGAUUAUGCAAAAAGCGAUUGAUGACGGCGUAUAUAUUAAAGAAAAAGAUACAAAGACAUUUGUACUAAGAGAAUCAGUUUCCCAAUUGCUGGAGAUGUCUUUACCUAAAAAAAAGCCUUACAUGCUUGAAAGGUUUGUCACUGGAACUUUGUGCCAAGUAUCAAGCGAAACAUUUGCUCUGAGGGUUACAGUUUCCUACACAAACUAUCACUACGCUUUCACCCGAAUAAAUAGUGAUGGUGAUAUCAAAAAUAAUAUUGCAGAAGAUGGCAGUUAUUUUGUAUUUAUUCAGAAAGGGAAGCCAAUUUCAACAAAGGGGAUUAGAAUUCAAGUUGAUGGAGAACACGAUUGCAAAUUAGAAAUUCUUCAAUUAGAAAGUUCAACCAAUACUGGUCCGGACAAGUAUGAUUUGUUACACAGCGACACUUCUGGUGCAACUUAUGACAUAGCAUGGGAAUAUUUGUUGAGUAAUACUAUCAAAAAGUUUGUUGUAGAAUAUGAACAGAUUAGCGAUAAUUUAUUUAUCAAAGUAUCAAGAGGAUGUAUGGGCCAUAUUAAUGACUAUAUUCAUAAACCUUAUUACCAAUCCCUAAAUAUUGCCGAGCCAUUGACACUCGCUUAUAUUUAA
Molecule: messenger RNA, 3383 nt
Organism: Mucor mucedo
Lineage: Eukaryota; Fungi; Mucoromycota; Mucoromycetes; Mucorales; Mucoraceae
Exons: 9
Coding region: 57-3383 (1108 amino acids)
Source: RefSeq, a predicted model, not a curated record